Phyllostomus discolor (pale spear-nosed bat) is the source of this 499-nucleotide messenger RNA. RefSeq names its product cytochrome b-c1 complex subunit 8. NCBI's taxonomy places the organism in Eukaryota, Metazoa, Chordata, Mammalia, Chiroptera, Phyllostomidae. The transcript has 3 exons. The coding region runs from base 145 to 393 and encodes 82 amino acids. Gene Ontology annotation, biological process: mitochondrial electron transport, ubiquinol to cytochrome c. The record is from RefSeq and is a predicted model, not a curated record.
CCGGCGCCCCCCCGGAGACAGCGGGAAAUGGUAUGCCCCGGAAGUGGCCUCUCAGCCUCCUAGGCCAGCUUCCGGCUCCACCGGAAGUGGCGAAAGGAAGCCGGUGGAUCCCGCGACUGUGGAGGGCUAGGCGCCGUCGCCACCAUGGGCCGCGAGUUCGGGAAGCUGUCUAGGGUGCGGCAUGUGAUCAGCUACAGCUUGUCGCCUUUCGAGCAACAGGCCUUCCCGCACUACUUCAGCAAAGGCGUCCCCAACGUGCUGCGCCGCAUUCAGGCGACCAUCCUUCGCGCCGCGCCGCCGUUUGUGGCGUUUUACCUUCUUUACACGUGGGGGACCCAGGAGUUCGAGAGGUCCAGGAGGAAGAACCCAGCUGCCUAUGAAAAUGACAGCUGAGCCACCCGUCUGGAGGAUGGUUCCCUGUCUCCGACAGAGCCUUCUCUGGAAGAGGAGUCUACACUGUAGUGUCUUGAAGACACAAUAAACUUCUUUCAGGUUGCAA